GUCUUAAAGUUUUAAAAACUUAAAGUAUAGAUGUUGGCAGCUUUGUAUUAUAGACAGAAAGGCUCUCAACCAAAUGAGGAAAAAGAGGAAUUAUCCGCAAGGAAUAGUGAGUUAGAAGAUCAUGCAAGUGUCGAGAAAAAUAGUAAAUCAGAAGAUAACUUAGUAAAAAGCGUAGAUUCAGGAAAAUCUUCGCGUAGUAAGCACAUUCCCUCUUCAUGCAGCCGUACUCAGACGCCAAACAAUUCAUGUUAUGAAAAAACUGAAUAUACUAAUAAUCCAUUCAUAAUGGAUGGUGCUUUACAAAUGAAUUAUCACCCAGAGAAUAUAAUCCACACAACAAAAUUAUUACGCUUCUCAAAUAAAAAAUCACUUGAGAAUUCUAAUCGCAUUAGAAAUGAGUUGGAUGAAGCUAUUGGUGGGAAAUAUAUAAGCUGUCCUUCUGUAAAUGAUGAGUUUUUACAUGCAAAACGAUUAGCUUUUCUCGAGACGCUUUUUAAUGGUAACAAUGCAGUGCAAAUACCACCUAGAUUUGAUAUUGAAAAAUCUAGGGAGUCUCUUUGCACUGGUGUUACUGGUAUGUUUGGAGGUAACUAUUCUGAUGCUAUCAGAGAACUUCAAACGGUAUGGAAUCGCUUGAAAUAAUAUUACUAGCAUUUAUUUUAACCUUAUUAUUUGUCCUGCUUAUUUGUUUGAACAUUUUUUAAUUUUUAUUGAUCACCUUCGUUUUAAAUAUCAAA
Phytomonas sp. Hart1 is the source of this 737-nucleotide messenger RNA. Lineage: Eukaryota; Euglenozoa; Kinetoplastea; Trypanosomatida; Trypanosomatidae. The record is from the annotation of a GenBank genome assembly.